ACAAGAAAACACGAAAUAAAGGCAGGCUAAAACAAACCCAUAUGCGCGUUUAACUUUCUUGUUUUUUCUCUCUGUUUACAGCAAUUAGGCAUGCGGUAUAUCAACGUUUAUGUAUCUUUUCACAAAGAAAAAUAUCAAGAAACUAAGGGUCGGUAGUUUAAGAAAAAUAUCAAGAAACUAAGGGUCGGUAGUUUAAGGUGAAAAUAGGGAGGCUUUUUGUAUUGUUGAAGGUUAAUAGAUAUAGUGAAGAUGAGGAUUGUGAGAAAUAUUGAUUCUUCUGAGUGUAUUGGUCUCUGUGGAUUCUUGGUUGUGGAAGCUUAUCCUAAAAGGUAUUCUUCCAAGAUCCCCUCAGAUUUGGUCCUUUUCUUGGGCCUUGGUUUCAUAGACUGGUAAUAUUCAUAUAUAAAUCCAAAAAGAUUGAGUCUAUUGCAGAUAUGAUUUUCAUUUGAGACUAUGGAUUUCGUGAAUAUGUUUCAACUCUAUUCCACCUGUGUUUGGAGGGUUCAUGGAGAUUCUUGGUGGUUUGGAUUAGAUAUAGUCUUCAUCUAGCUUUUUAUUAAUUAUUUGAUCAUAGGUCAGGUAUUGUAAGUCUUACUUAUUUUGAAAUUUCCCUCUCUGUUUAUUUCUCUCUUGAUUUUCUUGAUAAUCUUGUUGCCGUUUUCAAUUUUAAUAUUUGCGGAGAGAAAAAGUUUGGUUUAGGAAUACAUUUUCCUUUUGACCUAGGGCUUGUAGAAUUUAGUUCAAGGGGUGUAUGUCGUUGAAAUACAGUUAUGAGAUGAAUAUAUUAAGAUUUCGAUGAAGCUGGGCAUUUGUAGCUGGGUUCAACAUGAUGGAGGUGUUUAUGAAGAUAGGUCUUUUUUUCAAAUUGUUUAUUGGUUUAAAGUUUAUAGAUACACCGUCGGCAAUUGAUAUAAGACAAAAGGGUAAUUCUUGAGAUGGAAGGUACUCUGCUAACAGCUUUGUCAAUGGAGAAUCAUCACCCUUCAACCCUCUUAUCCAUGGACUCAAGUGCCUCGUCUUCACAUGAAGAACUAGACAUCGAAAUGAAUCGCCAAGUUGUUUUAACCUGUCCGCCUGAUAUCAAUUUACCCCUUUCAGCUGAGCGAAGCCCCCCUUCACAGCCUUGGAACCCUGAACACUGUGAUCUUCUUGAUGUUGGACUAGGCUCCCAGAUGUAUGAGACUGAAAGUUUUCUCAGUGUCCCCAAAGUUGGGAGGAAAUGUGCAAAAAGGAUUGAUAGCAUCUGGGGUGCUUGGUUUUUCUUUAGCUUUUACUUUAAGCCCGUAUUGAAUGAGAAAUCAAAGGCAAAAAUAGUUCGUGACAGUAAUGGGGUUUCCGGGUUUGAUAAAUCUGAUAUCCAGCCCGAUGUUUUCAUGGUUCAGCAUGAUAUGGAAAAUAUGUACAUGUGGGUUUUCAAGGAAAGGCCUGAGAAUGCUCUGGGUAAGAUGCAGCUCCGGAGUUAUAUGAAUGGGCAUUCUCGUCAGGGAGAGCGUCCCUUUCCAUUUAGUGUUGAUAAAGGUUUUGUUCGAUCUCAUAGGAUGCAGCGUAAGCAUUAUAGGGGACUCUCAAACCCUCAGUGUGUUCACGGCAUUGAGGUGGUUCCAUUACCCAAUCUCACGAGUCUCGAUGAAGAUGACCGAAGAAGAUGGACUGAACUCACAGGGAGGGACCUGAACUUCACUAUUUUCCCUGAAGCAAGUGAUUUCAGUUCAUGGAGAAAUCUGCCGAACACUGAAUUUGAACUUGAGAGGCCACCACCUCCAAUAAAGAGCAGUUCACAUUCCCACUCAAAGAAAUUGCUUAACGGAUCCGUGUUAAAUCUUUCAACUCAGACAUCCAAUCACAUAAAUGCGGACGCGAUGGAUCUAUCACCCAUGAGCAACAAGAGGAAGAAGGAAUUCUUCUCACGGGGUAAUGAUGAUGAUUGCUAUUUGGAAAUAUCUGCUCCUCCCGAACGUAUCCUGGAUCUGGAAAUUCACCCAGACGAGCCACACUGGCUGAAUGAAUUUAGUGGGGUGCUGAGAAACGUCUAUGGACCUGUCACGGCUGCCAAAACAAUCUACGAGGAUGAAGAAGGUUAUUUGAUUGUAAUCAGCUUGCCUUCCGUUGAUCUUCAGAGGGUGAAAGUUUCAUGGAAGAACACACUCACACACGGAAUCAUCAAGAUCUCUUGCAUUAGUACAUCUCGCACACAAUUUAUCAAGAGACACAACAGAACUUUCAAGCUUACAGAUCCAUCAUCGGAACACUGCCCUCCAGGAGAAUUUGUCAGAGAAAUCCCACUUUCAACCCGAAUCCCUGAAGAUGCUAAUAUAGAAGCAUAUUAUGACGGACCAGGAACAGUGCUCGAGAUAUUGGUGCCAAAACUUCGUGCUGGGCCAGAAGAACAUGAAGUUCGUGUUUGCCUUCGUCCUCACCAUGCGGGCAAUGGACUUAAGUUGACAUAGAUAUGUACCUGAUAUGCAGUUGUUAUGAAUGGCUCUCCAUUGUGCAGUAAUGUCGUGUACUUAUUUUUGUAAACGCAAUUGAACCGAUUCUGCAUCUUAAACUCCUUGUAUCUGUUUCCGUAAUUGCUAUGGUUUUGUUCCAAUGUAUCUGACUAGCUUUGAUUAUUUCUCCUAUUGCUAUUGCCAUUAUAUUAUCAAUUAAUUUGUCA
This is a messenger RNA of Olea europaea var. sylvestris, 2656 nucleotides long. RefSeq lists its product as uncharacterized. The transcript has a single exon. Bases 936 to 2447 code for a protein of 503 amino acids. The record is from RefSeq and is a predicted model, not a curated record. NCBI's taxonomy places the organism in Eukaryota, Viridiplantae, Streptophyta, Magnoliopsida, Lamiales, Oleaceae.